Rodentolepis nana is the source of this 234-nucleotide messenger RNA. The record is from the annotation of a GenBank genome assembly. NCBI's taxonomy places the organism in Eukaryota, Metazoa, Platyhelminthes, Cestoda, Cyclophyllidea, Hymenolepididae.
AUGGCUGCCGAGGCCGAAGCUACACGCGAAGCUCAAGCCAAAGUCAUAGCUGCAGAAGGCGAGAAACGCUCAUCUGCUGCUCUGAAAGCGGCUGCUGACGUUCUAGCGGAUUCCCCACUGGCGCUUCAUUUAAGAUACCUACAAACACUGAACGCCAUCUCUGCGGAGAAGAAUUCAACAAUCAUCUUUCCCCUUCCUCUUGGUCUGAUUCAAAGCUUGAUGCGAAGAAACUAG